ACAGUUUUCAUAAUUGUUACGGAGCGGGGCACGACGAACGUGAAAAGGACUUUUGUUCCUACUCUGCUUUUUCCAUGGGUUUACAUCCCUGUGAGGGAGAUGCUGCUCUGGGAAAAGUUGCUGGGAGAAAUUCUCAAGUUCUUCAGGAGCCAGGGGAUAGGUCACACUGGUGUGUGGUGGCAUACUGGGAAGAGAAGACACGCGUGGGUCGGCUGUACUCUGUCCAAGAGCCCUCCCUGGAUAUCUUCUAUGAUCUACCUCAGGGGAAUGGUUUCUGCCUCGGACAGCUCAACUCAGACAACAAAAGCCAGCUGGUGCAGAAGGUGCGCAGCAAGAUCGGCUACGGCAUCCAGCUCACCAAGGAAGUGGACGGCGUGUGGGUGUACAACCGCAGCAGUUACCCCAUCUUCAUCAAGUCGGCCACACUGGACAACCCCGACUCCAGGACGUUGCUGGUUCACAAAGUGUUCCCAGGGUUUUCCAUCAAGGCUUUUGACUACGAGAAGGCGUACACCUUGCAGAGACCCAACGACCACGAGUUCACGCAGCAGCCAUGGACAGGGUUUACCGUGCAGAUCAGCUUUGUGAAAGGCUGGGGCCAGUGCUACACCAGACAGUUCAUCAGCAGUUGCCCCUGCUGGUUGGAAGUUAUUUUCAACAACCGAUGACUCGAGACAGAGUGAACUCAUGACAUCUAUACUACUUUGCUGCUAUUACUUCCUUCUGAGUGCUUGCUUUUCAUGCAGACUUUUUCGUUGUUGUUGUUGUUGUUGUUGUUUUUUUGUUUAGUUUUGUUUUUGUUCGCCCUUCUUCGUUUUGAGAAAUAGCUUAUGAAAGAUGAUUUUUGUUGUUGUUGUUGUUGUUGUUGUUGGGUUUUUUUUGUUGUUGUUUUUGCCUUUGGGGUAUUUUGAUAAAUAUAUCUAUUUUUUAAAAGUGUGAAUGACCAAUAACUCUCAGAAGGGCGAGAGAAGGGUGCAGUGGGGAUAGAUCACAUGAGAUAAUUACUUCACGCCUCUCAAAAAGGAUUAUCCAAUGGGGAUCGAUGGAUUUGAAAGCCACUAGCUCUAUGUUACAGCUCCUUCCCUUGGACAGCACAAGGAGAUGACUGUGUUUUUGUACGCACCACCUUCCAGUGACGGUGACACCGACACCCCUUCCCCAGCAGUGCUAACCCCGCGUUGCCGCCGAAGGAUGGUGCAAAACCUUCCCAGACAGGUCUCCUACCGACCUUUCGUGUUUCUCUUGUUGCUGGGUUCAUGUCUUGUCACUGUGUUCGUUGUUCCACUGCUUUUUCUAUGUUUUUUAUGAUCGUGGAUUGAUGUAAGAGGAGAGAAAAACAGCGGAAGGGACUCCGGGCAUGGCCCGUGCUUUGAUCAUUUGAGCUGAGAUGAGAAGUGACAGAAUUCUAGACCUAAAAAGAAAAUAAAUAAUAAAAAUUAAAACUAAAGAAAAACAAGUGGGAAAAACAAGAGAAAAAGUGUUCACAACAGUCGGUGUGUCAUAACCUGCUUAGAUCAGGUUAUCCAGGUACCAUCUUAUCUGGAAAUGCAGUUGUGCUUUCAUUUCUUCUUGAAUUCAUACACGAGUAUGAUACUUUUACACUGUUCUUAGCUCAAUGAGCAUGUUUAGACCUUAACAUAAGCUAUUUUUCUAAAUAUAAAGGUUUAAUUGAACAAGAGAGCAUUCUUCUUGGAACUUUAGCAUUGUAGUGCUUUCGAAAAACACCCACACAAAAGAAAGGACUCCUUAAAAAAACCCUGAGAUUUAUUAAAGAAAAAAAAAUGUAUUUUAUGUUAUAUAUAAAUAUAUUAUUACUUGUAAAUAUAAAGACGUUUUAUAAGCAUCAUUAUUUAUGUAUUGUGCAAUGUGUAUAAACGAGAAAAAAGUAAGAAAGAUGCACUUUGCUUUAAUAUAAAUGCAGAUAACAAAUGCCAAAUUAAAAAAAAAAAAAAAAAGAGAACACAAGAUUAGUGUUUUUUCUAUGGGUGUUAUCAUCCAGCUGAAUGUUUCUUUUUCUAAAGGAGUCUAUGUUCCAUUAAAAAAUAAAAAUGUACACUUGA
Serinus canaria (Common canary) is the source of this 2060-nucleotide messenger RNA. It is a transcript of the gene SMAD7, whose product is annotated as SMAD family member 7. Gene Ontology annotation, molecular function: transcription regulator inhibitor activity; I-SMAD binding. Gene Ontology annotation, biological process: transforming growth factor beta receptor signaling pathway; regulation of transcription by RNA polymerase II; SMAD protein signal transduction. The record is from RefSeq and is a predicted model, not a curated record. The transcript has 2 exons. The coding region runs from base 75 to 668 and encodes 197 amino acids. Lineage: Eukaryota; Metazoa; Chordata; Aves; Passeriformes; Fringillidae. Gene Ontology annotation, cellular component: heteromeric SMAD protein complex.